CACAGUGCCGGGAUGGAAUUAUAAAUAGAAAAAAGAUAAAUACAUAUAAAAGAAGACGGUUGACUUGACCACAACGUCUAGUCGCAUUUAUCGUGGUCGCGCUCGGUCGUAUGUGACCAUGGCAUCUACAAAAUAUAUCGCGCUGAUUUUUUUGUUUAUUGCAAGUGCCACAUGCAAAUCUUCAUACAAAAUAUGCGUACCAAUACAACACCUCAAAGCUUGUGAGCAAAUGCUGGAAGUGGACACGAAGAGCAAAGCUGUAUUAGAAUGCGUUCCAGCUAGAGACAGAAUGGAAUGUCUGAACCACGUGCAACAACGGCAAGCUGACUUUGUCCCUGUCGAUCCUGAGGAUAUGUAUGUCGCUUCCAAAAUACCCAACCAGGACUUCGUACUUUUCCAGGAGUACAGAACCAAAGAUGAGCCUGAUGCGGAAUUUCGUUACGAAGCCGUGAUAGUGGUACACAAGGACCUAGCAGUUAAUAAUUUGGAUCAAUUGAAGGGUCUGAAAUCUUGCCACACCGGCGUCAACAGAAACGUAGGAUAUAAGAUUCCUCUAACAAUGCUGAUGAAGCGUUCCGUAUUCCCCAAGAUGAAUGACCACAGCAUAUCACCUAAAGAGAAUGAAUUGCGGGCGUUAUCCACCUUCUUUUCGCAGUCAUGCAUAGUCGGCGACUGGUCGCCCGACAAAAAAACUAAUAGCGCUUGGAAGGCACAAUACAGACAGCUAUGCUCCUUAUGCGAACAUCCCGACAAAUGUAACUACCCAGACAAAUACAGUGGCUACGAAGGUGCAUUGAGGUGCUUAGCGCAUAACGGUGGGCAAGUUGCCUUUACCAAAGUGAUCUACGUCCGCAAAUUCUUCGGGCUCCCAGUUGGAACAAUCCCAGCUAGUCCGUCCAACGAAAACCCUGAUGAAUUUGCGUAUCUCUGCGAGGAUGGGUCAAAGGUGCCAAUUAGGAACAAAGCUUGCUCAUGGGCCGCAAGGCCUUGGCAAGGUCUACUCGGCCAUAACGAUGUACUAGCUAAAAUAUCACCUCUGAGGGAGAAGAUAAAGCAGCUUUCUGAAGUUGGUCUCGCGACGAAAGCAGACUGGUUCACCAACGUCCUCGGACUUACAGAGAAAAUAAAUUACGUAGCUGAUAACGUUCCCAUCAAACCAGUGGACUAUUUGAAGAAAGCCAACUACACCGAAGUGAUUGAGCGCGGCCAUGGUCCACCUGAACCUGUUGUCAGGUUAUGCGUAACAUCAAACGUGGCUCUAGCCAAGUGCCAGGCCAUGUCAGUAUUCGCAUUCAGCCGUGACAUUCGUCCAAAACUCGACUGCGUGCAAGAAGCUUCAGAGGCAGACUGCUUAAAGAGCGUACAAGAUAACGGCUCUGACCUAGCUUCAGUGGACGACUCGAAGGUGGCAGCCGCCGCUAACAAAUAUAACCUCCAUGCGGUCUUCCACGAAGUGUACGGUGAUAAGAAGACCCCCAAAUACGCCGUCGCUGUAGUCAAGAAGGGGACCACGUAUAAUAAGAUGGAAGACUUGAGAGGAAAGAGGUCCUGUCACAAUCCCUACGGAACCUUCAGUGGUCUCGAUGCACCAUUGUUCUACCUUAUCAACAAGAAAAUCAUCAAAUCAGAUCAGUGCGUGAAGAACUUCGGCGACUUCUUCUCGGGUGGUGUAUGUCUACCUGGCGUUGAUAAAGCUGAAAACAAUCCUAGAGGCGAUGACGUUUCCAAAUUGAAGAAACAAUGCACUACUGGUGAUAACAGUCCGUCGAAAUGCCUCAACGAAAAUAGAGCCGAUGUUGCUUUCGUAUCAAGUACUGACUUAUCUAACUUCGACUCAUCCCAAUACGAGCUCCUCUGCCUCAACCGGGAAUCUGGUGGACGCGAUAACCUCGACAACUACGCCACAUGCAACAUCGCAAUGGCCCCCUCGAGGACCUGGUUGUCAGCUAAAGACUUUUUGUCAGAUGUUUCAAUAGCGCACACCCCUUUGAGCCUGGCAGAACUGUUAGAUGAAAGCCCUGCUCUAUUCAAUAUUUAUGGAGAAUUCUUGAAGAAUAACAAUGUCAUAUUUAAUAAUGCAGCAAGGGGAUUGCAGACCACAGAGAAAUUAGACUUUGAGAAAUUCAAAACAAUCCAUGAUGUUAUCAGCAAUUGUGGUGUUGCUUAGUAUAUAUAUAUAUUUUUUAUAAUAUUAACCAUUAAUUAUAAACAAAAUACUAAGAAUUUUUUGUAAGUAAGAUUAAAGAAAAAAUUUCAAUUUUUAAACAACUUGAUCUUUAUUUAUCACUUAAUAUAAUAGUAAUGAGAAUGAAAAUAAAUAAUAACCAUUGAAAUCAUCUCUUCCAGUUAUUUAUAAUGCAGCCAAAAAUAGUGUUGUAGCAACAGCAACUGCUAACAUAGCAUAUCCAGUUGAAUAAACUUCCUUGAUAGUCAGACCUCUAGCAGUGUCCCAAUAUAAAUGUCUAAUACCAUUAGCAAAGUGGUAUCCAAAUGGAGCUGCAAGUACUGCUUUUGCGAGGAAUAUAGUUGCAGGUGAAAGAUUAAGACUCUCAAUCAUAGUAACAUAGUGAGAAACAUCAUUAGGUAGCAUCAAAGCACCAAUACCCAAUGCACUGAUAUAAGUUGACAAGAUUACACCUAAAGCAAAAGAAAAAACAAACUUUUAUAUAACUCUGGAUGCAUAUUAAUAUUUUAUAAAAAUCACUC
Diatraea saccharalis (sugarcane borer) is the source of this 2706-nucleotide messenger RNA. The record is from the annotation of a GenBank genome assembly. Lineage: Eukaryota; Metazoa; Arthropoda; Insecta; Lepidoptera; Crambidae.